AUGGCGCGCUUCACCGCCUACACUAGCGACUCAGGCAGCGACGAUGAACAAUUGGAGCCUCAAAAUGUCACGACGUCUGAAACACCUCAACAUGUGGAACCAGUAGCGGACUCCGAGAGCGAAGACGAAGAAAGCGAAGAGGUAGAGGAAGAUACCUCUGAAUCCAGCUCUGAAUCCUCGGAGAUGGAUGAGGACGAACUUGUAUCAUCGCCCCCGGGGCGUCAGCGACGGUCGAAGGAUCAGAACGCGCUUGUGGAGGACGACAAUGGCGAUAUACAAUACGCGCACGAAGUUCCUGCCGUUCGCGUCUCUCCCCCGUCGACAGGAAGGAGAUCUCCUCCAAUAACACGUCCCAUCGCCCAUGGAGACCCGACUAUCAUACCUUGGGCUCAACAUGUAGGGGUCGACGCGCAGAAGAUGCAUGUCAUGCAGACGUCGUUGUUUCGGAUGCCGGAAGAGGCAGCUGCGCUGAAGGCAAUGAACCAACCUCCAAAAGCGAAAGGGCCUGCGAUUCGAUUGGAUUUAGGGUCGAAGGGCCAAUCAGUAAAUCGGAAGCAUAGUAGAGACUCGGAUGGAGAGGGGCUGAGGAUGGACUCUCGAGAGAGGGCAUCAUUCGCGCACGACAUCGACCCUCCAAUAUUCCACCCAUCGCGGAAAUAUGCACGCGUCGAAAUAACAUCUUCCAUCGCCAACGGGAACGAGGGGUCAUAUUUUGAUGCUGGGCUUGCUCUGGGUCGAUCAUUCCGAGUGAGCUGGGGCCCUGGAGGUCAAUUACUGCACUUCGGCAGCAUAUGCAGCCCAACGUCAACAUCUAUCACGUCCUCCAACUCCUCCAUCAUUACACUAACGAAAAUUCUUCCGACACUCUCACUAGCUCGUUUCGAAACUGAUCACGCACCAUCUCCGUCUGCUCUCGCUGCAAAACUUCUUCAACACCACCUCAGCCACACGACCAUCACCCGCGACGAUGGCGGUAUCCCUCAUGCCUUCCCAACCACGCUCUCAACCCCAAUAGAUCCCAGUGCGACAAGAACGACAAGUCACGCUCCAGCCUCCUCCUCCGACCCCCUCAACUUCUCUUCCUUCGUUUCCUUGUUCCCGUCAACAGAAGGUUCCAACCCAGCGCCAGUGUUCAAACUUGGAAGUGCAUUGUUCGACCCCUUGGACCUGCACCUAGGUCGCGCAAAAUCAAAUAUAGGUGUUAUGAACGGGACCGCCAUCACUCCCGACUUGAGAAAUCGUGUCCGCAUCUUGCGGAGAAAGAGUGCUCUGAGCAAGUGGCUAGAGGAAGCAGUCAAGACGAGUGUAGAUGGUGAUCUGAGGACGCAGGCCAAUGGGUCAAACGUGAAAUACACUGCUGCAGACGCCGCGUUUACACAUUUGACAGGACACCAAGUUAGCGAGGCAUGUUCAGCGUCGGCUGAUGGUGGCUAUCUCAAACUUUCGACGCUCAUCAGUCAAGCGGGUGGCGAUGAGCAAUACAAAGACGAUAUCCUCGCCCAAUUGGAUAUUUGGCGAUCAGAAAAGCUGUCGCCGGGAUCAAAUUCUAGCCUGGCGAGCUCACAAAACGGCUUGGUUGGACGAGGCGUGUGGCGUGUGUACAAGCUCCUUGGCGGUCAGCUGCACCAGGAAGAAGGCGAGGAAAGGACAGAGGACGAUGUAUGUGCAGGCUUAGAUUGGAAGCGUGCCUUCGGGCUGUUCCUUUGGUAUGGGUCCAGUGUCGAUGCAUCUAUAUCAGACGUGGUCAACACUUACCAACGGAUCCUACUUCUCAACUCGCGAGGGGAACCUGGCCCUAAUUCGAUUGCGCGACCUAUCCCAAAGUGGGCGGCGAGGAAAUCUGACCAAUUACCCCUCGGUGCAUCACGUCUCGGACUAUUCAUAGGCUCUACACCGCAAGAAAACACACCAGAUGAUCCGUUAUAUGCCCUCAUCAGGUUACAUGCAGACCCAGCACUAUCCCUCUCCAAUGCCUUAAACCCUCUAUCAUUCGCUCCGUCGGGAUUGGAUUGGGGCGUUGCGAUGUGCUGGCACCUGUACAUCAUACUCUCCCGCGUCAUGCGCGUAAGAGACUUUGCCGACCGCACAGAUGCCAUAGUGCGAAGCAACAAAGAGAAGAAUAGCUCCGGCACGAAGACCAAACCUCGCUCUAGUUUGAUUAAUGGGUUUGGAAGUGGACGAGGAGCGGGUGUCACCGAAGAAGGUAACGAGGCAACCGCGGAGGACUUACGGGCAGAUGGACAUAGUCCGACAGCGGAUUUACUUGCAAGUAGCUACGCGUUUGAGCUGGAGAGCUGGGGGAUGAUACAGGAAGCAGCAUUUGUAUUAUUGCAUAUCGAAGGGGGUAUUGGACGAGAAAAGGCAAUCAGGGACCUUUUAGCACGCAGCGGGCCAAAACUUAACGAUUGGAUGACUCGGGGUCUUGUUGGUAGCCUGAAGUUGCCCAUGUCGUGGGUGGAUGAAGCAAAGGCCAUGUACGAACUCGAUUGCGGGAACGUCUAUGGGGCAUACGAACUAUAUCUCUCUGCCCAAAACUGGAAUGCGGCGCACAACCUGGCAGUCCUAGAACUGGCCCCUGAUGCGAUCAUUAGGAAAGAUUUCGACCUUCUACGCAAUCUUUUCGCCCCAUUCACGAGCGCUAGUCGACGGGAUAAGAUCGAGCAGUGGUCCGUUCGUGGGCAGGUUGUCCUCGACUACGUCAAUGUUAUGACCCGCCUGCCCAAACUGCUGGGGGCCGUAGCCGCUGACAACGAGGAAAGCGAGGCCAUUCACGAUACUAGUCAGGCGGCGGAGAUAGAUGAGCUCUCAAAACGUGUCCCGAAGAUCAUAGGGAUCCUACCCGACGCCCUACACAGGAGUCGUACAUCCGACGACCGCCAUGUUGCUGCUCUCGAAGAAAUGACCAAGGAUUUGUUGAGCCUAGUAGAGAAGGCACAGCCUCUGCUCCUGUCACAAAUCCAACAGCCAACAUUGACAGUGUUGGACGGUGCCACCAAAAUUAACCUAGUAAGGGGAAUGGGAUAUGCGCGAUUUCUACAGAGCAUCGAAGCAUAG
Messenger RNA from Cyclocybe aegerita, 3054 nucleotides. NCBI's taxonomy places the organism in Eukaryota, Fungi, Basidiomycota, Agaricomycetes, Agaricales, Hemipholiotaceae. The record is from the annotation of a GenBank genome assembly.